Messenger RNA from Saccharomycopsis crataegensis, 450 nucleotides. Its product is annotated as putative isoleucine biosynthesis protein. NCBI's taxonomy places the organism in Eukaryota, Fungi, Ascomycota, Saccharomycetes, Ascoideales, Saccharomycopsidaceae. The transcript has 2 exons. The coding region runs from base 1 to 450 and encodes 149 amino acids. Gene Ontology annotation, molecular function: deaminase activity. Gene Ontology annotation, cellular component: cytosol; mitochondrion. The record is from RefSeq and is a predicted model, not a curated record.
AUGUCGUUUCUCUUCCGCUCCUCUGCCAGAUCAUUAACCAGACUCCCAACAAUUUCCAGAAUGAGCUCCACCCUCACCCCAGUUUUUGGCAAGAAUGCCGCCCCACCAGCCGCUCCUUACUCUCCAGGUAUGAAGGUCGGCAACUUGCUUUACGUUUCUGGCCAAGUCCACUACACUGCCGAAGGUAAGAAGAUCGAAGGCUCCAUUGCCGACAAGACCAAGCAAGUGUUCCACAACAUCGAAGCCAUCUUGGCUGCUGGUAACUCCAGCUUGGACAAGAUCGUCAAGGUCAACAUCUUCUUGACCGAUAUGGGUAACUUCAAGGAAUUGAACGAGAUCUACGGUACUUACUUCACCACCCACAAGCCAGCCAGAAGUUGUGUUGCCGUUAAGGAAUUGCCAUUGGGUUGUGACGUUGAAAUCGAAGUCGUUGCUGCUACUAAUGACUAA